CGCCCCCGCAGCGAGCACAGGUGAGCGUGCGCCUGACCCCGGCGGAGGAGGAGAGCGCGAGCGGAGCGGAGCGGAGCAGCGGCGGGAGACUCGUGUCGAGGCGCCCACACCUAGUUCUGGUUCUGCCGAAGUGCACGGCUCCAUAUGCCUCCAUGAGUGACCCCUGACCCGUGAAGCCCCUCCCCUCCAGUCAGUCCCGUCCAAUCGCGCGCUUCGCCAUGGUUUGCCACAACAACGCGAAUGUGAGUUUCUUCUACAACCUCAGCAAGAAGAGCAUCAGCGACACGUGGAGGCCCAAAGACGUGGUGGUGGUGUCCCUGGGCCUGCUGGUCUGCGCCUUCGUCAUCUUCGCCAACAUCCUGGUCAUGCUGGCCAUCUUCAUCAACCGCAGGUUCCACUACCCCAUCUACUACCUGCUGGGGAACCUGGCGGCGGCCGACCUGUUCUCCGGCAUCUCCUACCUGUACCUGAUGUUCCACACGGGCCCCUGGACCAGCAAGCUCUCCAUCCAUGGGUGGUUUGUGCGGCAGGGUUUGAUCGACACCAGUCUGACGGCGUCCGUCAUUAAUCUGAUGGCCAUCGCGCUGGAGCGCCACCAGACCAUCUUCACCAUGCAGCUGCACAGUAAGAUGACCAACCACCGGGUGGUGCUGCUGAUCGUGGGCAUCUGGCUCAUCGCCAUAGUGCUGGGUUUGGUGCCCUCUAUGGGCUGGAGCUGCGUCUGCAACCUCCAGCAGUGCUCCAACAUGGCGCCGCUCUACAGCCGCAGCUACCUGGUGUUCUGGGCCGUGCUCAACCUGCUGACCUUCACCGUCAUGGUGGCCGUCUACACGCGCAUCUUCAUCUACGUGCGCCGCAAGAGCCACCGCAUGAGCCAGCACACCUCGCAGGCCAAGCACAAGGAGACCGUGGUCAACCUGAUGAAGACCGUCGUCAUGAUCCUGGGUUGUUUCGUGGUGUGUUGGACGCCGGGGCUGGUGCUGCUUCUCCUGGACGGUUUGUGUGAGUCCUGCGACGUCCUGACCUACGAGAAGUUCUUCCUGGUGCUGGCCGAGUGCAACUCCUUCAUGAACCCCAUCAUCUACUCCUACCGCGACAAGGACAUGCGCGACACCUUCAAGCGCAUCCUCUGCUUCCCGUGUGUGGGGUCGCAGCAGGAGGGCGAGCACUCGGGCGCGCACUUCAACACCCUCGAGCAAGAGCGGAGACGGCGCGUGCUGCAGGAGUCGUGGGUUGUAUGUAGAUUCGCUUGCAUUUAAAUCCUCAAUCAGUCUCCAUAAUCACUCCGUUUACCCUGAUUUGCGUCCGUCGGCACACUAACGCUCACUAACCGGUUCCCGUGAGGUUUUAUCUGCGCCGCAUGCACAGCUGAUGGUGUCACUGAGGGUCUUUCAUGAUGUUUUGUUCUCUUUAAACGACCAGUUCCUGUGUGUGAAUGACGAGCAUGUUUGUGCAUGCUCCUCUAAUGUCUUUGUAAUGCUGCGGUCGCGUUUCUGGCUAACAGAUGUGCAUCGCUCACUGUGUGUGCGCACUGAUCAUGUAAAUAUUUGCAGGUUUGUCAAGAGUGGCGUGCAUAAAGCAUCACAUCCGUGCUCUCUUCCUCUCACACACACAGCUGGUUUUGAUCCUCUAGUGGUGCUCUCGUGUAACUGCGGCACUAACUAGCCAGCAUGCUGCUCCGCUCCCGUGAUUCCUGCAUUAACUACAUUUAAAAUGUCCCUGGUUUUUAAAGAGGGUCUUUUUUUUA
This is a messenger RNA of Sinocyclocheilus grahami, 1747 nucleotides long. RefSeq names its product lysophosphatidic acid receptor 1-A-like. NCBI's taxonomy places the organism in Eukaryota, Metazoa, Chordata, Actinopteri, Cypriniformes, Cyprinidae. The transcript has 5 exons. The record is from RefSeq and is a predicted model, not a curated record. Gene Ontology annotation, cellular component: membrane. Gene Ontology annotation, biological process: G protein-coupled receptor signaling pathway. Gene Ontology annotation, molecular function: lysophosphatidic acid receptor activity. Bases 219 to 1259 code for a protein of 346 amino acids.